CUGCUGAACAUACGGGGCCUAUCAUUCAUUGUUUUUAAAAUGAAUGAUACAUCUUUGAGAUUUAAUUAAACGAACAGUAUCAUUUCUAUCAAACCGAUGAUUGUUGUAGACUAAAGGUAUACCUGGUUAAGACUCGUUAGUUUCGCUGUAGAACAGAAAUUAUUUUCUGACCCGUCACCGUUACGUUUAAUACAUUGUAUACUUAAUAUACACAACAUUAACGUACUGGCAGGCUGCUUGUGUUCGGCCAACAUGCCACUUGGUUUAAAACCAUGUUGUGCUGUGUGCAAGACAAACUCUUCAUCUAUGUGGAAAAAAGGGAACCAAGGGGAAAUUUUGUGUAACAAUUGCACGGGUAAGAGUACAUCCAGCGGAGGAUCAGGAGCGUCGGCUUCAUCAACCAUACAGCAAAAUAAUGGUGGAGGAAAACAGUCCAAACAAGAGAUCCACAGACGGAGCGCUCGGUUACGGAGCACCAAAUAUAAAGCGCCAGCAUCUGAGAAAAAGGUGUCAACUAAAGGAAAGGGUAGACGACACAUUUUUAAACUGAAAAAUCCUAUAAAAGCACCAGAGUCCGUGUCGACUAUCAUCACAUCAGAGUCCAUGUUUUACAAGGGUGUCUAUUAUCAAAUAGGAGAUGUAAUAAAAGUAAUAGACGAGGAUGAUGGCAAACCCUAUUACGCACAGAUUCGUGGUUUCGUCCAGGACCAAUACUGUGAGAAAAGUGCUGCUUUAACCUGGCUCAUCCCAACUCAAUCCAGUCCACGAGAUCGGUUUGAUCCAAGCACUUACAUUGUUGGUCCUGAAGAGGACUUACCAAGGAAAAUGGAAUACCUGGAAUUUGUCUGUCAUGCCCCAUCAGAGUAUUUCAAAUCAAGGAGUUGCCCCUUUCCAACAAUACCUGUUCGUCCAGAAAAAGGCUACAUCUGGACUCAUAUAGGACCAACACCUGCUGUUGCCAUUAAAGAAACUGUAGGGUGAAUUUACACCUUAACAUGUACAUUCAGACUGUUGAUUAACUGAACUUUCUUUUAUUGAGAAUAUUCAAUACUAUUUUACAUACAGAACUGUCAUCUAAAAUGAUCAUGCAACAUACAAGAGGAAUGGCCAGUGACUAUGAGUUCGCAGGUCACCAGGGGGCGAUGUUUUUUAUCAUUUUUACGGCUGGUGUGAUCAAUGAAAGUCUUAUUUGUGUUCAGGUGCCUGGCCAUGUUCAUGUGUAGUGAAGCUGGGCCAACACAAUGUCAUUUGUACAAUUUGAACAAUUUGCUAUCGCCCCCCCCCCCCCUUUUUUUUUACUAAAUAUAUGUAUUUGUAUAAUUCACUUUAUACAAGUUCAAACGAACUAGCCUAUUUUUCCCCUUAAACUGGAUGGUGUGGAUGUCUGACUUUAUAUUUUUGGGAUGAAAAAAGUAAAGAACAAAAGCAUAAAAUAUAUCUAGGAAUACAAAAAUGUCUAGAUACACCACAUUUUGUUCAGAUCAAGGGCAGUAGUAUGUCUGUCUCUAGUGGCAAGCUUGGCUCACUGUCAAAGUUUUUUGGGCAAUUUUUUGUCCCCUUAAGUCCCUGGAUGCUUACAAACCAUGUAAGAUAUUAAAGAAACAAGUUUAAAUAAAUAUUAAACUAUAUUUUUCCUGUUA
Paramisgurnus dabryanus is the source of this 1640-nucleotide messenger RNA. RefSeq names its product GATA zinc finger domain containing 1 (gene gatad1). NCBI's taxonomy places the organism in Eukaryota, Metazoa, Chordata, Actinopteri, Cypriniformes, Cobitidae. Gene Ontology annotation, molecular function: sequence-specific DNA binding. Gene Ontology annotation, biological process: chromatin organization; regulation of DNA-templated transcription. The record is from RefSeq and is a predicted model, not a curated record. Gene Ontology annotation, cellular component: nucleus.